CAAAUACUUCUCUCUCCUGAAUCCUGAUCUCUCUCAUAACCAACAGCAGGAAGAACGCAAGCUAGCUGGUGCAACACUGCAGUAAGCAGCUCUAGGCCUCUACUAGAACUGGUCUAGUGUCAUGAGGCCAGGAGCAGAGUUCCCCAUGAGCCACGGCGCGCCGACGGCGGCGCCGGCGAACGCGACGGCGCCGCACUCCCCGUGGCAGUCGCCGGUGCCGUACCUCUUCGGCGGGCUGGCGGCGAUGCUGGGGCUCAUCGCCUUCGCGCUGCUCAUCCUGGCCUGCUCCUACCGGAAGCUGUCCGGGUACCUCGACGCCGGCUCGGGCGCCGACGGGGAGAAGGGCUCGGCGGCCUGCGCGGCCAAUACGGCAGCGGGGGUCCAGGAGCACGUGGUGAUCAUCAUGGCCGGCGACGAGAGGCCCACGUUCCUCGCCACGCCGGCGGCCAGCCGGGCCGUCGCGGAGGUGGAGCUCGGAGCCGCGCCGGAGGCGUGCUCCUACGGCUCGUGGGGAGAGGAGAAGAAGGUGGAGGUCGACGGAGGCUGCGAGGCGGUCAGCUCGCAGCCGCGCCUCGGAGUCGACGCCGGCGCCUCGAGCCGGAGCCAUGAAAGCAGCAGUAGCAGUACGACAGCGCUAUGGAAAUGGAAAUAUGCUCAGCAGCAUCGUGCAUACUUUGCCAAUGCCUGAAGAUUGGGAGAUUGCAGCAACUUGUAAAGCUGAAGCAGCUGCUUCAAAAACGAUUCUAAUGGAUGGAUGUGCAGCCACCAGGGCAACAGUUUUGGGCACUGUUUAGAACACAUGAACGGGUACAUAUCCGGUGAAAAUGGUCAAAUCUUAGGAAUUCUCAUAGAAAAUAAUUCGAUUCUCGUAGCAACAAUAAAAAAAUGGCUCUAAUGGAUACAUGUGUUAC
Molecule: messenger RNA, 911 nt
Organism: Phragmites australis (common reed)
Lineage: Eukaryota; Viridiplantae; Streptophyta; Magnoliopsida; Poales; Poaceae
Product: protein GLUTAMINE DUMPER 2-like
Exons: 2
Coding region: 122-688 (188 amino acids)
Biological process (GO): regulation of amino acid export
Source: RefSeq, a predicted model, not a curated record